AUGAAUGGUUCAUCUUCUCCAGCAAAGCACAAGUUGCAGAGUCCUCCCAGGCUUUGGAAAGGUCUAGAAGAAGUGGGAGCCCUUGAAGAGCAACUUUCCAGAGCCCAGACUGAGAGUUCACCUUCUCCAGCAGGUGACAAGCCAGAGACUCUUCCCAGGCUUUGGAAGGGCCUGGAAGAAAUGGGAGCCCUGGCAGGCCAACCUUCUAGAGCCCUGCUGGAUGGAAAUAAGACCUCCAGAGCUGCCCCGGCCCAGAUCAUCUACUGGUGCGCGUCUAACAACAAGGAGCUGAUCCCCUGCUCUGUGGACUUUACCCCGCUGCCAUCCCCAGGCUUCCCCAAGCCCCACAGGUGCUCCCAUAGCAACAAAGACCUCAUCCACCUCUCCAGCUUCUCUCGUUACCAGCGAAGCUAUCAGUGCCCUCAGUGCGGCAAGCAGCUUAGCUGGAACUCUGACUUUAACCGCCACCAACGCACACACAGCGGCGAGAGGCCCUUCAGCUGCCCCCUGUGUGGGAAGCGCUUCGGCCACAGCUCUGACUUUACCCGCCAUAAGCGCACACAUACCGGUGAGAGGCCUUACCAGUGUUCCGAGUGCCCCAAGUGCUUCAGCCGCAACUCAGACCUGGUCACGCACCAGCGCACCCACACAGGCGAGAAGCCCUACUCGUGCGGGAACUGUGGCCGCGGCUUCAGCCGCAGCUCGUCGCUGGUGACGCACCAGCGCGUUCACACUGGAGAGAGGCCCUACCAGUGUCGAGACUGUGGCAAACGCUUCAGCCUCAGCCCCGACCUCGUCAAGCACCAGCGCAUUCAUACCGGUGAGAAGCCCUACAAGUGCAGCCACUGCCCCAAGUGCUUCAGCCAUCGGGCCAACCUCAUCACCCACCAGCGUGUCCACACGGGUGAAAAGCCCUACAAGUGCCGAGACUGUGAGAAGAGCUUCAGCCAGAGCUCGCACCUCAUCAUCCACCAGCGGGGCCACACUGGGGAGCGCCCCUAUCGCUGCAGCGACUGCAAGAAAAGCUUCAGCAGCCGCUCCUACCUCAUAACACACCGCCGCGUUCACACGGGGGAGAAGCCAUAUUCCUGUGGUGUGUGUGGGAAAAAUUUUAAGAGAGCUGACCAUUUUGCUGAACAUCAGACAAUUCACACUGGAGAGAAACCUUAUGAAUGUAAACAGAGUGGAAAGGCUUUUACAUGGAAGAGAUCUUUUGCUUCACAUCAGCUAAUCCACACUGGAGAGAAACCUCAUAAAUGUAAAGAGUGUGGAAAGGCUUUUACACAUAAGAACUCUCUUGCUUCACAUCAGCUAAUCCAUACUGGAGAGAAACCUUAUCAAUGUAAACAGUGUGGAAAGGAUUUCACACAGCGGAGCAAUCUUGCUAAACAUCAGAGCAUCCACACUGGAGAGAAACCUUUUGAAUGUAAGCACUGUGGAAAGACUUUCACACAAAGGGGCCAUCUUGCUGAACAUGAAAGAAUCCACACUGGAGAGAAACCUUAUGACUGUAAAGAAUGUGGAAAGGCUUUCAAAGUCAGUACAUAUCUCGCUAUGCAUCAGCUAAUGCACACUGGAGAGAAGCCUUAUAAAUGCAAACAGUGUGGAAAGACUUUCACACAGAGAUGCCAUCUUGCUGCACAUCAGAGAAUCCACACUGGAGAGAAACCUUAUGAAUGUAAACAGUGUGGAAAGGCUUUUACAUGCAGUGGCCAUCUUGCUAAACAUCAGAGAAUCCACACUGGAGAGAAACCUUAUGAAUGUAAAUAGUGUGGAAAGGCUUUCACACAAAGAGUCCAUCUUGCUUUACAUCAGAGGAUCCACACUGGAGAGAAACCUUAUGAAUGUAAACAGUGUGGAAAAGUUUUCACACAAAGGGGCCAUCUUGCUUUACAUCAGAGAAUCCACACUGGAGAGAAACCUUAUCAAUGUAAAGAGUGUUGAAAGUCUUUUACAGUCCAUACAUCUCUCGCUGCACAUCAGCUAAUGCACACAAGAGAGACUCCUUAUGAAUGUAAACAGUGUGGAAAGACUUUCACACAGAGAUGCCAUCUUGCUAUACAUCAGAAAAUCCACACUGGGUAGAAAUGUUCUGAUAACCACUGUGGAAUGGCUUUUAUGUGUAGUGACAAUCUUGCUGCACAUCAGCGAAUACACAGUGGAAAGAAACCUUAUGAAUGUAAACACUCUGGAAGGGCUUUUACAGUGAAGAGAUAUCUCAUUAGACAUCAGAAAAUCCACACUGGAGAGAAAUGUCUUCAAGCAGCGACGGCCCCUGUCUUAGGCUACACAGGGGGAGUUACUCGGCCAUCGAGGGCUGAGGACCUGUGCUAUUCCCGUCAUUGGGUAACCGCCCUGCUGGAAAAUUUCGGUUAUCAUAGCUGUCUGGAGGGCGUCAAGAUGUUGGGUCUGGAGGAGGGCGGUGGUGCCAGUGCCAAUGCCUGCAGCAAGGCCUCCAAGCCCUAUCAGAAUAGCUAA
This is a messenger RNA of Gracilinanus agilis (Agile Gracile Mouse Opossum), 2478 nucleotides long. Its product is annotated as zinc finger protein 271-like. Gene Ontology annotation, biological process: regulation of transcription by RNA polymerase II. Lineage: Eukaryota; Metazoa; Chordata; Mammalia; Didelphimorphia; Didelphidae. Gene Ontology annotation, molecular function: DNA-binding transcription activator activity, RNA polymerase II-specific; RNA polymerase II cis-regulatory region sequence-specific DNA binding. The record is from RefSeq and is a predicted model, not a curated record. Gene Ontology annotation, cellular component: nucleus.